AGCCCUGAAUUAAAACAUAUAUUAUAUCAUAUGAUUAUGGUUGGUUAUAAUGAACGUACCUUUUAUCAGGUAGUAAAACAUCUCUUUUCAUCCUCAGCCUCACCAACAGAUGUCACCUCUACAGUUUCAGCUGUUUCCCCUGCAGCCCCUCCUGCCAACCCCUCUGCCCCCCCUGUUGGGGCCUUCAUCAGAAGACACAGAAUGUCUCUAGAGACUCGCCUGGGACUCUUACAGCCCUUAUUCCUGCGUCUCCAGGAUCGUGGGGUUCUGAUUGACGAGGAGAGGGAGGAGGUGGUCAGUAAAUCCACCAAGACCCUACAGAACCAAGCCCUGCUGGACAUGGUGGUAAAGAAGGGGGCUCGCGCCCAGAAACACUUCUACCAGGUCCUGAAGGAAGUAGAUCCCUGCCUGGUCGAAGACCUGGAAGAGCAGACAGUCUGAGACAGGUAGCCAUGGAUACAACAGCAUCAGGAUAUAUUAUAUCACUAUACUAAUACAUGCUCUGAAAGAGACAGACAGACAGAGGUAGCCAUGGAUACCACCUCACAACCUCAGAAGAUAUCAAAACAUUUAUCAGAGACAGAGAGCAGCACUUUGAGGAGGAGCCAUCCUGACCAGAGGUGGUUGGUGUGUAACGUGAUUGGACACCAUUCUCACCAGCACUCCCAUCAGUCUGUAGUUUACUAUACAAGCCCCAGGUCUCAGGCAAGGUGACAUCACUGAGGCUACUGUCUACCAGACAACCUACCUGUGUUACUCUGGUACACUGGCUGCAGACUACAAGAUGAAUGAAUUUCUAUCUGGAACAUGGUGAAUGUUGAAUCAUCUUGGGCAGGUCUCAGACAACAACAUGUGAGACAUAACAUCUACCAGACAACUGACUUGUACUGGACAGCUGUACUGUCUGAACACCAGAUAAAUCUCUGUAUAGAUAUAGUGUAUAUAGACAGCUGUACUGUCUGAACACCAGAUAUAUCUCUGUAUAGAUAUAGUGUAUAUAGACAGCUGUACAGUCUGAACACCAGAUAUAUCUCUGUAUAGAUAUAGUGUAUAUAGACAGCUGUACUGUCUGAACACCAGAUAUAUCUCUGUAUAGAUAUAGUGUAUAUAGACAGCUGUACUGUCUGAACAUCCUAAUGUAGGUUUAUUUUUUUAAUGGACUAAUUAUUCCUCAACCUGCUCACUUGAUCCCAUCCCCACAAUGUUUCUGAUUGUUUGUUAAACUAAGUCUUAGAAAUUGUAUAUUGCUCAUUAUUUUAAAAUAUACUGUUAGGCUUUCUACUAGCAAGUUUACACCUUCACUAUUGCACUGAAAUGUUUUGAUCAGGAAGUUGUCUAAAUGGGAUAUACUUUUUUGUUAGUGAGUGAAGGAAAAGCAGCCAACAAGUGCUCAGCAUAUGUGGGAACUCCUUCAAGACUGUUUGAAAAGCAUUCCUCAUGAAGCUGGUUGAGAGAAUGCCA
Messenger RNA from Salvelinus namaycush (lake trout), 1461 nucleotides. Its product is annotated as caspase recruitment domain-containing protein 8-like. Gene Ontology annotation, biological process: regulation of apoptotic process. NCBI's taxonomy places the organism in Eukaryota, Metazoa, Chordata, Actinopteri, Salmoniformes, Salmonidae. Bases 31 to 441 code for a protein of 136 amino acids. The transcript is spliced from 2 exons. Gene Ontology annotation, cellular component: canonical inflammasome complex. The record is from RefSeq and is a predicted model, not a curated record.